Messenger RNA from Staurois parvus, 849 nucleotides. Lineage: Eukaryota; Metazoa; Chordata; Amphibia; Anura; Ranidae. The record is from the annotation of a GenBank genome assembly.
AUGGUGGUUUAUCUCUUGAUUGUCAUUGAAAACUGCCUGAUUGUCACACUUGUGUCAUCUUGUCAUGACCUUCAAAUCCCCAUGUAUAUCUUCCUCAGGAACCUGGCACUGGCGGACCUUCUCCUGACUUCCAACAUCACACCAAAAAUGUUACAGGUGACUUGGUUAGGUGGAACAGUCAUAUCCAAAACAAGCUGUUUCAUCCAAUACUACUUCCAUUGCAUUGCAACCUAUACACAAUCUCUGGUUCUCACAGCUAUGGCUUUUGACCGAUACCUAGCCAUCUGUCACCCACUCCGGUACACUUCUCUUAUGGUCAAUAAACUAUGCUUCAACCUGGUCUUCUGGCCAUGGGCUAUUCCCAUCAUCCUCAUUCCAAGUGAAAUGUUUUUUAUUGGCCAAAUGAGUUUCUGUGGUUCCAAAAUCAUUGACCACUUCUUCUGUGAUUUUACACCCAUUUUGGAAAUGGCCUCCACAGACACUUACACAGUGGUAUUUGAAGACUUUGUUCUGUCCAUUCUUUUGGCAUUUACCCCUUUUAUACUUGUUAUAAUAUCCUAUAUCUGUAUAUUUAUAGCUAUCAUCAAGAUGUCUUCCAAUGACGGAAGACAAAAAGCCUUCUCCACAUGCAGUUCUCAUCUGGCGGCUGUGUGCGCCUAUUACGGACCACUGAUAGCUAUCUAUAUGUUUCCAGUUGGGGGAAACACACCAUAUGAAAACAAAUUGAAGUCUUUGCUUUACACAGCAAUAACUCCUCUAAUUAACCCAAUACUUUACAGUAUGCGAAACCAGAGCAUUAAGAAGGCGGCCCAACUACUAUUCCGUAAAUCUGUAAAAAUUAAUCCCUAA